This is a messenger RNA of Heterobasidion irregulare TC 32-1, 402 nucleotides long. RefSeq lists its product as uncharacterized. Bases 1 to 402 code for a protein of 133 amino acids. The record is from RefSeq and is a predicted model, not a curated record. NCBI's taxonomy places the organism in Eukaryota, Fungi, Basidiomycota, Agaricomycetes, Russulales, Bondarzewiaceae. The transcript has a single exon.
AUGACAUUCGUACAGUGGAUUUUACCAACAGUACCCCUUCUAGCGCCUCUUUUGGAGCGCAUGAUCGCAGACGAUGUUGAUCGUCGAUGCACAGCUGCAGAAGCAUUGCACUUCUGCGAAGCACUUCGACGUAACUUAUCCGAACAGGACUUAAGCACCCCACUUCCUCCAUACACUCCAGGAUCGUCGCAAACAGUGUCUUGGGACAUAUUCCCUCUGGAGUUUGUGGAGGAAUGGUCUCACUAUCGCAAUCCGCCUCCCACGUAUCGCACGCGUCUCCUUCGCUGGAUAGAUGAGUUUGAAUGGGGUCACAUAUGGAUACAAUCAGUUCGGAAAGUUGUACGUCGACUCCGAGGCUCCGAUUCACCAUAUAUAAUGGGUGACUGGGAUUACACUAAAUAG